CCACACCAAGUUCAUUGCCGUGUGUAAACAUCGAAGAACAGGUGUUUUUGUAAGUGGUUUCUCGUUGAGAAAGGUCAGUAUCGCUUCGCUCUAUAAAUGAUUGUGGUAUGCAUUUCGUCGUUCUAGUCACCCGAAGUCCACAUUACAGACGAGUCGAUAUCGAGAUGCAAGGUAUGCUGCUGCCGCUGAUGUUUUGGAUGAUUUGGAUUCCGGAGUCUGCGGCAGAGGAGCCGACACCGCUAAGCCGUAACCCACGUAUUGUGGGUGGCCAUCCGAGCGGGGUGUGGAACCAGCCGCACGUGGUUAACAUCCGGCGACGUGGGAACUUUGAGUGCGGCGGUUCCCUGGUCACUCCACACUGCGUCUUGACCGCCGCCCACUGCCUUAAAGAUGGCCAACCAUCGGAUUUCGUGGUUCGUGGCGGGGUGACCUAUCUGAGUGAUAUGCGUAACUCUCGCUAUGUGAAGAAAAUACUGCUGCCAUCGGCCUACAGUCGCACCACAUUGGACAACGACGUGGCGCUCCUCCAGCUUCAGCAACCGUUUCAAGCCUCCAUUGCCAAGCCCAUCUCCUUGGCCGUGCGGUCUCCGCGAUCCGGAUCUUUUGUCCGGGUGUCCGGCUGGGGAUUAACCGACUCAAGCUCCUCAUCGCUGCCCAAUCAACUGCACAGUGUCCAUGUGCAAGUGAUGCCGCAACGGGAGUGUCGAGAUUUGUAUCGUGGCUACCGGAACAUCACAGCCAGCAUGUUCUGUGCCUCCGUGCCGGGCUUAAAGGAUGCAUGUGCCGCGGAUUCGGGCGGUCCAGUGGUCAAUUCGCAUGGUUUCCUUGUGGGCGUCGUGUCGUGGGGCAGGGCAAAUCGGUGUGCCGCCAGGGAUAGUCCCGGAGUGUACUCCGAUGUGAGUUACCUGUCCGACUGGAUAGCGGAUAAUAUGCACAGCUACUGCUAG
Molecule: messenger RNA, 947 nt
Organism: Drosophila teissieri
Lineage: Eukaryota; Metazoa; Arthropoda; Insecta; Diptera; Drosophilidae
Product: trypsin alpha-3
Exons: 1
Coding region: 108-947 (279 amino acids)
Biological process (GO): proteolysis
Molecular function (GO): serine-type endopeptidase activity
Source: RefSeq, a predicted model, not a curated record